AUGCCGCCCAAGGCGCCCGCUAUCGGGAGCCUGCGCACCGAGAGAGGGCUUGCGGAGCUCAACGAGCUACUUUCCUCUAGGUCCUAUGUCGGUGGCACCUACAAUGCCACAGCUGAGGACAUGACGCUUUUUGCCCAAGUUCACUCUCGGCCAGACCCACAGCAGUACCCACACCUGCUGAGAUGGUACAACCACAUCAGCGGUCUGCGAGCCCGCUAUGCUCCGUACCACCUCUGGCCAGGGCAAGCUCCCCCGGCCUCGCAGGCCUCGCAGGCCUCGAAGGCCUCGAAGCCCUCGCAGGCUGGUGAAGGAGCAGCAGCACAGGAGUCAAAGAAGGGGCCACGAGCACCUGGCAAAGAGAAGCAAGUUCUGCCGUUUGACUGCAAGGUCGAGCCGGUCGAGAAUCGACGUCAGGUGUGUGGAGAUGACUCAGUGAAGCGAGGGACAGGCGGCACCUGCUUUCCUGGUGCUGAAAAGGGGUCCCAUGGGCGGUACUACAUUACCACCGCCAUCAACUAUUGCAACGGCUGGCCUCACAUAGGCCAUGCCUAUGAGGCGCUCACCUCGGACGUUUUUGCGAGGUACCACAGACUGCUCGGGCAGGAUGUGUUCUUCAUGACUGGUGCUGAUGAGCAUGGGCAGAAGAUUGCACAAGCCGCCGAGAGUGAGGGCCUUCAGCCCCAAGAGAUCUGCGAUCGCUACUGCCUUGGUUUCAGGGCGCUCAACCAACGUUUAAACGUGUCGAAUGAUUUCUACGUUCGCACGACCGCAGAGCGCCAUAAGGCGGUUGCGAGAUCAGUCUGGGAUACUUGUAAGAAGAAGGGGGACAUUUACCUCGACCGCUACGAGGGCUGGUACAUGGUCCGGGAGGAGCGGUUCAUCACCGACCAGGAAGCGCAAGAGUUCAACUUCAAGGACCCGACCUCUGGAGCUCCACUGAAGAAGAUGUCUGAGCCAAGCUUCUUCUUCCGCUUGUCCAAGUACCAGAAGGCGGUCAUCAGCCUGAUCGAGGAGAAGCCGGAGUUCAUUCAGCCGGCCCAGUACAGAGGUGAGAUCCUUGAGCGGCUGAAAUCGAUCGAGCUCCGGGACCUCUCCAUCAGCCGCGGAACUUUCGACUGGGGUGUCAGCUGUCCAGAAGACCUUGUUGAUGGCAAGAGACACGUCAUGUACGUGUGGUUCGAUGCCCUCAUCAACUACCUGAGUGGUAUAGAUGGAAUCGAUCCUAAGAAGCCGCUCAGUAGAUUCUGGCCUGCCAACAUGCACAUCGUCGGCAAGGAUAUCCACUGGUUCCACACAGUUAUCUGGCCUGCGAUGCUGAUAAGUGCAGGAAUUCGACUGCCUCAAAGCGUGGUUGUGCACGGCUUCAUUGCUGGUGCCGACGGACGGAAGAUGUCCAAAAGUCUGGGCAACGUUGUGGACCCACAUGACAUGCUAGAUAAGUUUCCCUGCGACACCUUGCGAUGGUAUUUCUGCCGCGAGGCUGCUUUUGGGGAUGAUGUCAGGUUCAGUGAGGACUCCCUUCGCUUGAUGCACAAUGCUGAGCUCUGCGACAACUUGGGAAACCUGGUAAACCGCGCGGUGAACCUCAGCGGCGGCUCCGUGCCCCGCUGCGACGUCGAGGUGUCCCUUCCCUUCGAUCUCAAGGAGCUCAAGGCGUCGGUCUCCGAGGCUUUCGAGGCCUACCGCCUCUCCGAUGCGGCAGACCUCACCGUCCGAGCGGCAGGGGCAACGAACAAGUGGAUCGCUGACCUGGAGCCCUGGAAGAUGAAGGCGGCAGAGCAGCAAGCCCUUCGCAGCGCCUGCCUCCGCAAGCUGCUGGAGGCGGUCUACGCUUUGGCGCACUUCUUUGCGCCAUUCAUCCCUAUCGCCGCAGAGGCCAUCUUCGCAAAAGUGGGCCAGCCGCCGAGGCCCAUCCCCGAGUUGCGUGACGACUUCACAAACUUGGAGGAUGGCAAGGAGGUCAAGGCAACGUCUUUGCUUUUCAGCCAGCUGGAGGUGAAGAAGGUGGACGUGGACACUGCCACCGAGAAGAAGGCCGAGGCAAAAGCCAAGGCCGAGUCCAAGAAGAAGUGA
Molecule: messenger RNA, 2073 nt
Organism: Symbiodinium natans
Lineage: Eukaryota; Dinophyceae; Suessiales; Symbiodiniaceae
Source: the annotation of a GenBank genome assembly